UUUGGUUUGAGUAACACUGUCACUGUUUGUCUGUCGUCGCCCACCUCCACCCCUUAAAUGUGUAGUCCUGUUUGGAGAAAGCCGGGGCAGCGAACCUGGGCCACAGCGAUUUAGAACGCCAUUUCCCAUGUAGCCUUGCGAGUGCUCUGCUCCUAGGCGUCUAGCAACAGCUACCAGCCCAGACAGCCGGCGGCAGCGGGAGCGGUAUUUCUUGGUAGAUUGUUCGCUGCCGGGUUUUCAUAUUUAAUAGUCGCUUGGCUGCAAACAGUGAAAAGACGACCCUGAGCACUGCACAGAGAUAUGAGCGGCAGCGGGCGGCCCAGGACCAGCUCGUUUGCUGAGCCGCCAGGUGUUCCAGGAGCCGCCGCCGCGUCCACCGGAUCAGCCGCUGCCGUGGGGAGCAGCACAGGAAAGUCCGGGGUCCCGCCGGCCUCCGGCGGCAGCUCGUCAGGAUGCUCGAACCUUAAGCUUGCCAGGGACAGUGGGAAGGUGACCACCGUCGUGGCAACACCAGGUCAGGGACCAGACCGCCCCCAGGAAGUCUCCUACGCCGACAUCAAGGUGAUCGGUAAUGGCUCGUUUGGUGUGGUGUACCAAGCUCGGCUCAUUGACAGCCAAGAGAUGGUUGCAAUUAAAAAGGUUCUGCAGGACAAAAGGUUCAAGAAUCGAGAACUACAGAUCAUGAGGAAACUUGACCACUGCAACAUUGUCAGAUUACGUUACUUCUUCUACUCCAGUGGCGAAAAAAAAGAUGAAGUCUACCUGAACCUGGUGCUGGAUUUUGUACCUGAGACAGUCUACAGGGUUGCCAGGCAUUUCAACAAGGCCAAGAGCAUCAUUCCUAUCAUCUAUGUGAAGGUGUACAUGUACCAGCUGUUCCGCAGCCUGGCUUAUAUCCAUUCCCAGGGUGUUUGUCACAGAGAUAUCAAGCCCCAAAACCUGCUUGUCGACCCAGAAACUGCCGUCCUCAAGCUGUGUGACUUUGGCAGCGCCAAGCAGCUGGUCCGCGGUGAACCCAACGUCUCGUAUAUCUGUUCACGGUACUAUCGUGCCCCCGAGCUCAUUUUUGGCGCCACAGACUACACAGCAAACAUUGACAUAUGGUCAGCAGGCUGCGUACUGGCUGAGCUGCUGCUGGGACAACCAAUAUUCCCUGGUGACAGCGGCGUGGACCAACUAGUAGAGAUUAUCAAGGUGCUUGGAACACCAACAAGGGAGCAAAUCCGAGAGAUGAACCCAAACUAUACAGAGUUCAAGUUCCCUCAGAUUAAAGCUCAUCCAUGGACCAAGGUGUUUAAGCCUCGCACCCCUCCAGACGCCAUCGCUCUAUGCUCUCGGCUGCUGGAGUACACGCCGGCGUCGCGCCUCUCGCCUCUAGAGGCCUGUUCUCACGCCUUCUUCGACGAGCUGCGUCAGCCGAACACGCGACUGCCCAGUGGCCGAGAGCUGCCCAUGCUUUUCAACUUCAGCACCACAGAGCUGUCAAUCCAGCCCCAGCUGAACUCGAUUCUCAUUCCUCCUCACGCUCGCUCUCACACAGCUGCUUCCGCCCACGACGGCACCGGUUCAGAGUCAUCUUAACACAGUUCAGUACCAGGAUCUCUUAACAGCAUCUGAAGCAGCCUCUCGCCUGCCUCCCAGCCUCACCCUUGUCUCAGACACACACACACACACACACACACACACACACACACACACACACACACACACACACUGUACAGGUUCCCUCUGUGCUGCUUGCUCUUCUUUAGCUGAUGUUUCUGUACAGUAAAUGCAAACCUGUAGUUCUGUAGCUGCCAAGGGUGAACAGCAGGAGAUUGUUACUCAGUCAUCUCGAAGCAGCUCGGGUGGUAUGUGAAGGCUCAUAGUGGGGGCUGGUCCUCUGUAAUAUAACUUUUUUUCUUUUUUUAGGUCAAUUUUUUCCCCUUUUUCUUUGUUUAUUUAUUGGAUUAAUUAACUCGUGAUCACACAGCGUCUCGUCUGUAGAGGUUUUCACUUCAGAUUAUUUUUUUAUUCUGUGGUUUUAAAUCCCUGUUUGUUCGUUGUUGGGCUGCACGUUGCCCGACCACAGCUAAAAGUGGCCCCACGUCCGUCAUCAGGGUAACCAAUAUUUUAUUUAACUCAGGGCAGGAGAACAGAAGCAGGGACUGGUAAAUGCAUGAAUCCUCCAGCCACAGUGUUUGAUAAAUCCAGCCUGAUGUUUAGGUGUCAGGAUCGGGUAGCGAUCAUUAUCUGGCUGGUGAUCUUCAUGUUCGUAUGUGUCUUUUUUUAUUCUCUCCUUCUUUUCUGCUGAAACAGUGAGAUGUGUCUGAUAAACAGUCCCUGGACCUGUGUACACUAGUAAAUGGAGAAAGGUGAAAUCUUUUCUUUUGUGGUUUUACACUUGCACAUAAAUACAAACUCCUGAGGUUUUAAUGGUGGUUUUAUUGUUGGAUUUAAGGAAUUCAUUGAGAAGAUAGUGACAUAAAACCUCAACACUGUUUAUUACCACAAACAUUUGUGGUGAAUUGGUGUUAAUGUUAUUUGUGAAGGUGUGAAUGUGGCGCGGGACGAAGCAGCUAAAGAUUUCUCCCAGAGCGUUUAGAGCAAACAAAUUCACUCGUUGUGUAUUAGAUCUGUGUCCAGUUGAUGGUCGGCUCAAAGCUGCCGUCCUUCAUCAUUAGUGACUUGAAAAUGCUCUUCUGGAAACUGACGCUUGUCUAAGAAAGCUCAAUAUCAACUGGUU
Molecule: messenger RNA, 2725 nt
Organism: Betta splendens (Siamese fighting fish)
Lineage: Eukaryota; Metazoa; Chordata; Actinopteri; Anabantiformes; Osphronemidae
Product: Zinc finger protein 706-like
Exons: 11
Coding region: 301-1581 (426 amino acids)
Biological process (GO): negative regulation of TOR signaling; protein phosphorylation; extrinsic apoptotic signaling pathway in absence of ligand
Cellular component (GO): nucleus; cytoplasm; cytosol
Molecular function (GO): protein serine/threonine kinase activity; ATP binding
Source: RefSeq, a predicted model, not a curated record